This is a messenger RNA of Aspergillus puulaauensis, 1395 nucleotides long. RefSeq names its product Tim22-complex subunit TIM54 (gene TIM54). The transcript has 2 exons. Lineage: Eukaryota; Fungi; Ascomycota; Eurotiomycetes; Eurotiales; Aspergillaceae. The coding region runs from base 1 to 1395 and encodes 464 amino acids. Gene Ontology annotation, cellular component: membrane; intracellular membrane-bounded organelle; cytoplasm. Gene Ontology annotation, biological process: sphingosine biosynthetic process. The record is from RefSeq and is a predicted model, not a curated record.
AUGGCAGAUUCCUCAAGCUCCGCACCGGCUUCCGGCGAGGCCGCGAAGACCGCGCCCAAACCGCAAAACCCAGCUAUGAGAAUGAUGGGACUCCCCAAUUUUCGCUUCAAACUCCCCUCCCGGAACUGGAUGAUUUUUCUCUCUAUAACCGGCUCUUUCACUGCAGCCCUCGUCUACGACCGCAGAGAGAAGCGCCGCGCACAACAAAAAUGGUGUGAUCUCGUCGCCCAUCUCUCGAAAGAGUCAUUACCCAUCGAAGAGACGAGAAGAAAGUUGACUGUGUUCUUGGCUGCGCCACCCGGGGACGGGCUCCGAAAUGCCCGCGACCACUUCAAGGAGUACGUCAAGCCGAUUCUGGUGGCCGCUGCGCUGGAUUACAACGUUAUCGAGGGCCGGAGGGAAGGCGAUGUCAGGGCUGCGUAUGCGGAGCAUAUUCGCAAGCAGAGACGGCGGGCAGGCGAGGCGAGCACCGUUGUUGAAGAGACCACUAAGGAAGAUAUCGUUGCCGAGGCGAGGAAAAGUAUCGGCGUGCGAGAUGAACCCGGUCCAAAGGGAGACCUUGUUAUCGGUCGUCACACUUGGAAGGAGUAUAUCCGCGGUCUGCAUGAAGGUUGGCUUGGUCCAAUUGACCCUCCGCCGGUACCGGAAGAACCUCCCGUUGUUGAAGUUCCCGAAGUGCCAGCACCCGCCGAAGGGAACGCAGAUGCGCCAUCCCCAGAUAAACCAGAGGAAAAGAAGGAAGAGGAAAAGAAACCAGAGAAGCCCAAGGGGCCAACUCCCGCCUAUAUCACGCCUGUCGACUACUCCUCGCAAAGCCUCCCACCAUCCAUUCCACAAACCCUCGACGGUUCCACUCCUAUCUCCUUCCCACACCUCCUCGGCUUCUUGAACACUCCAAUCAGAAUCUACAGAUACCUGAACCAGCGUUACGUCGCCGACUCGGUCGGCCGGGACGUCGCAGCAGCCGUUCUCGCAUCCUACGUGCGCCCAUACUCCGAGUUUGAGUCAUCCAUUGAUCCUAACGACUCCAACGCCAUCCAGCCCUCAGCCACCGGGGUCUAUGAACAGCAGACGCAACUCGAACACGAAGAAAAGGACUGGCACAAAUCCGUCCAUAAGCCGGACGAGACCAACCCAGAGAGAGAGCGCGAAUGGGCAAGCGACAUAGUCCUAGACCCGCGCAUCGCAAGCCGCAUGCAGCGCUACUUCCUCUCUUCCGAAGAAGAAGCUCGUGCGCAGCGCAUUGACCAGGGUAUCGAGUAUAUUCUUGGCGAGGAACGACCCCCGACUGUUCCCUUCUGGCAACGAAUGUGGAUCAAGUAUGGCUAUGGCGAAGAUCCAGAGCUCGCUGGGAAGAAGCCUAUCCUUGGUAACAUCGACGGGGAAGACGCGUAA